UAAAAGAGAAAUAUGGAUGCAUAUUAUCCAAUGAAGAUGAAAAGGAAGGAUUUGGAUGACGUGUACGAUGAAUUCUCCGAUUUUUCACUUUCCUCUCCCGCCAGAAAAAUUCGCAGACUGAUUGUUCUUUUCAAGCCUAUGGACACACCUCAUGUGCAUUCCCCUUCUAAUUUCUCUCUUAAAGUGAAUCCCCAGUUUAUUAAUGGUUUCAAAAGUCAAGUCUUCUGGGAAAACUGUGCAAAUGCAUUUAGACCAGCCGACAGUGAAGAAACGCCACAGGAUGACUCUGGUUCUGCAAAAGAGUGUCUAGCAGUUGUUCCCUGGGUUCCAUCUCAGCUUCCUUCUGCAGAAGGAGCUGAAGUCCUUGGUCAAACGGACAAUUCUGAUAUGAUGGAUGCUGAAGAUAUGGAGGGAGUAGCGAUGGAUGUUGAAGAUGAUAAUCAGAAUGCUGAACCAAGAACAACAUUUGGGGCUGGUGCAGUUAGUGUAAAUGAAGGUUUGCAUCCUUGGCAGCAACAACAUUGUAUGACGACUCAGCUACCUCAGAACACAUCGACACCUAUUGUCUGGUACCGGUAAUUGACAAAAUGGAUUAGGAUGUCGUGAUAUUGGAUAUUCUUACAACUCCCCAUGGAUCUCCUCUCGCAGGGAAGCAUCGGUUAGGUAAAAGAGGGAGAAGUAAAUAGUAGAUAAAUGUAGUGGGAUGCUGAUUGAAAUUUUUGUCAAGGUAGGAAGGCCGUUGUUUGAAAGUCAGUUAUCAUGGCUGCUAGUAUGUCGAGCAAAAAGCUGCUUGUAGUUUUCCAAUGUCUCAGCUCAAGGCGGAAAUUGCAAAUCAUUCUCCAUGUCUUGCAUAUGAUUUUUCCUUAGUUGCCAUGCCUACUUUGCUGACACUCUUGUCAUAAUAGAGAUUCUAUAAUGGUAUUAGUUGAAGAGGGAAAAAGGAAGUCCUUAGAACCUUGGUGUAAUGGCAAAGAUAGCAUAGUGCACGA
Molecule: messenger RNA, 989 nt
Organism: Lycium ferocissimum
Lineage: Eukaryota; Viridiplantae; Streptophyta; Magnoliopsida; Solanales; Solanaceae
Exons: 3
Coding region: 13-579 (188 amino acids)
Source: RefSeq, a predicted model, not a curated record